AACUAAGUGGAAAUAUGAAAAGGAGAACAUCAAAGAAGGAGAUCUAGUUGUCGUAAAAAAUUGGCUUCGCAUGAAUGGAAGUUAGGUCGUAUCGAAAAAAACGUAUCCAGGCAGUGAUCAAAAUACCAGAUAUGGCCGCUUACUUGCCUAACCAGGACUGCCGUCUGGACGAUCGCAACCGUAACCAAGACUCACCUGCCCGUCCCACAGCAAGAAGCGCCAAUCGACCCAUAUGGCCAAUCCAUCGUCCCAGUUCCACAUCCCCUGAAAGACGUCAGCGAAGCCGAUCCGACGCCAGACCCCGCCAACGCCAUGAGAGACCAAGUUAUUGGCCAAUACUGAAAGACCCCACUAGAUGCUUCACGAGCUACGCCUUAGCUGACCCUGAUCCCAGAGGAAAUAGUCCGAUCGAUGUGGAACUGGGAGCGGACACGUACUCCGCCAUAAGGAAAGAUGGGUGUACAGCAGCAGGAAUUGGCGAUGUCCGGACCUACAAUACUCAACUGGGCUACGUGUUUGCUGGGCCAAUCAAGAAUAUGCCGAGGAACUGAAGAACGAGGAUUUUUUAUGGUAUAUUACAAAUGAUGUCGUUCGGGGCCCAGAAAAUGUUCAUAAAUUUACGCUAUUUUGCACAACACUGUUGGUUGGGUAUUUACCGGCGGCUGCAUAGAUUACAUCAAAACAAAAUGAUGUAAAUAACAUAUGCACCUACACACAUACAUUGAUGCAGCCACCGGUAAAUUCCAAUGCUUAAUUCCAAUAACUAAGCAUCGUCAACAGCCAAAACAGGUUUGAUGUGACGAUGUAAAUUGGACAAUAGUUAGUUCUCACCGAAUUUCACACGCGACCGCAAGUCUCAAGUUUUCCCCCCGAGUGAUAGUGCAAGUGUGAGUAAAAAAAAUCAAAAUAAUAAUAUUAAUUCUAAUAAAAAACAGAAACAUCAGACAGUGAAUUUACAACAUAAACAAGAACAUUAUACAUACAUAAUUUCAAAGAACAAAUAUUGCUAUUACAAAUAUACAAAUACAACAAAGAACGAAUAGAAGUGUACAAAACACAUAUAUAACAAACUUAAACUCUAGUGAAAUGAAAUUUAAGUGCUAAUUUAACUGAAUUAAAACUUAAGAAUUAUUAAAAAAACUACUUAAAAUAAACUAUGUAAAUUAAAUCUAUACUAAAAAGCUACAUUGCACUAAAACCCCCAUAAAGCAAAAGAAAAAGAAUUUUAAAUAAAAUCACGAAAAAAAAGAAAAACAAAAAAAUUUUUAUAAGCCUAAGAACAGAUCCUAUGAUAGCGUUGGAAAGACUACAAACCCACGUAGAUUUUCUUUACAAAAUGGAGAAUAUCCGUAAGUGCAAGCACUAUACAUUUCCUCUAAGUUACGAACAUUGUCCACAAUAAAAACCUUCAAUGUACAAGUUUCACAAGAUAUGCCGUAAAAUAACUGGUCAGGUCCAGACUUACGCGGAAACAACACACCGCGCCAUGAAACCAGAAAAAAACUAAAUGAAUUGGUUAUUUGUUCUUACACGUUCUUUUGUAAUAUUAGAAUAGAAAGUUCUUUCGUAUAAGAUUGCAAUCAAGAUGGUAUACAGCUAUUGAGCACAGCUAGUGCCUCUAAUGUUAAUAAAUUACAAAGAAACAGUCGAGUUAAAUGUGUAGUGAAGAAAUCUAUAACUAACCAAUCUAAUCAUUGUAUCCGUAAGUCCGUGAAUUACUCAAAUAUAAGUAUAUCUAAACGAAACUGAAUUACUCAUUAAAUUAAUUUAUUUAUUUAAUUAUUUUUAUUAAUUUAAAUGAAAGAGAAAAAAAUUAAACAUUAAAAAUAUAAGGUAAUUGUAUUUGCA
Messenger RNA from Musca domestica (house fly), 1848 nucleotides. RefSeq lists its product as uncharacterized. The transcript has 2 exons. NCBI's taxonomy places the organism in Eukaryota, Metazoa, Arthropoda, Insecta, Diptera, Muscidae. The record is from RefSeq and is a predicted model, not a curated record. The coding region runs from base 75 to 551 and encodes 158 amino acids.